Vigna radiata var. radiata (mung bean) is the source of this 2792-nucleotide messenger RNA. RefSeq lists its product as uncharacterized. The coding region runs from base 239 to 2494 and encodes 751 amino acids. The record is from RefSeq and is a predicted model, not a curated record. The transcript is spliced from 6 exons. NCBI's taxonomy places the organism in Eukaryota, Viridiplantae, Streptophyta, Magnoliopsida, Fabales, Fabaceae.
ACAGAAAUUUAUUUUGUUUGAGUGAAGGUUUCUCUCUUUGUUAAAACCCUCUGAUUUCACUCCUCAGCCUCAAAUUCGGAACCUCUUUCCACCCUGCAUCUCAAUUGUGUUUGAUCGGUCAUCGGCUGUUCACGUUGCCAGUUGCUGAUCACCGUUCCUUUUUUCAUCUAGGAUUGAAAUGCUAUAUUCACGAACCUGAGGAUUCAAAGCUCUAGUCCUGGCACAGUGUUACAAGUUCAUGAUGGAUUUGAGGUUUAACCGUAAUAAAUGGGUUGGGAAUAUUUACCAGAAGUUUGAAGCAGUGUGCCACGAAGUGGAUGAUAUUGUAUGCCAGGAUGCUAAAAAAUAUCUUGAGAAUCAGGUACAGAAUGUUGGAGAUAGUGUGAAAAAGUUUUAUUCUGGAGUUGUACAUGAACUGCUCCCCUUAAAUUCAUCGGUCAAUUCACAAUAUGAAGAUCAUCUUCUAGUAGCUGAGACAAAUAAAAUUGACUUUUCAGUAGAUUCUGUUUGUAAAGAUAAUAAUAAAAAAAGGGAUGAGGAAAAUCCCAUCAAUCAUUAUCAUGUGGCAUUGAUGAAUUCCAAUGCCAAUGAUAUUGCUGAUCAUAAGCAACACGGUGUUCCUGUCAAAAACAUCGAUGAAUUGGGUUUGUUUUCCCUGGAGUUGGAAGGUUCUUGCAUCACCAAAGAAGAAGUUGGUGUUGACUCAAGUGGAACUUCCAAGUCUAAGAAAGAAAACUUCCACAUCAGCUUUGAAGAGGCUUCCAUUGGUAUUGCUGAUUAUAAUCAAGAUGGCGUUCCUGUCAAGAACAUCCUUGCAAAUCAAGAGAGUGAUGAAUCGUGCUCAGUUUCCCUGGAGUUGGAAAAUUCUUGCAUCACUCAGGAAGAAGUUGGUCUUGACUCAAGAGGAACUUCUGAGUCUGAGAGAGAAAACUUCCACACCUGCUUUGAAGAGUUUGCUGCUGAGUCUGAUCCUAAACCAAUGAACUUGAUGUCUGUUGGAGAGAAAGAAUCCCUGGAAUUCCCAAUACACAGUGAAUCUUCUUGUGAUACUUUUGACAGUGGAUGGGAAGUUUCAAUCAAAACAAAGGUUAGCAUAGACGAGAAUGCAGGGAAAAACUCAUGUCUGAUUGCUGAUGAAAAUGCUAUGAAUUCAUCCCCCUCCCAGGCGUGGAGUCCCCAUAGUCUUGACGAGGAAAUUCCAAUUAAUUAUUUUUCUUUGGCAUUGCACGAUACUAAUGGCACUUCUAUUGCUGAUAUUCCGAAAGUUGGUGUUCAUACCAGGAACGUAAAUCAAGUUAGUGACGAAUCUUGCACAGUUUCCCUAGAGAUGGAAGAUUCUUACAUUCCUCAGGAAGAGGUUGGUGAUGAAUCCAGAGGAACUUUUGUAUCUACAAAAGAAAACAUCCAUACAGGCAGUGAAGUGGUUGCUCUUGAAUCUGUUCCUAAACCAUUGAACAUGAUCUCUGUUGGAGAGAAAGAAUCCCUGGAAUUUCCUAUACACCGAGAACCUUGUUUUGAUUCUUUCGACAGUCGAUCCAAAGUUUCAAUCAGAACAAAUGAUAACAGAGAUGUGAAUCCACCACAAAAUUCACGCUUGACUGUUGAAGAAAAUGCUAGGAAUUCAUCCACAUCCCAAGUGUUGAGUUCCCAGUCUCUAGAUGAGGAAGAAUCAACUAAUGUUUCCUUGUUUAGGGAAUCAUCUAAUGCCAACCAGAACACACAUGGUAUACUAGCUGAAGUUUCAUCUGAUGUUUCAGUGUCAAGUGAAAGGCCUAUGACAAGGACAGAACCUUCAUGUUCCAGUAGUUCCUUAUCUUCGGGCAGUCUGUAUUCGGAGUCGCAUGGAAGAUACUCCUUUGAAAAUGAAUCUUGCAAAAGAAAUCCAGGUGAUGCUUCUCCGUGUAUUUCAGAUAGUUUUGUUUUGCCUGGAUGUUGUGAAUCUUCCACCCAUCCAGCUGGUCAAGUCACGGAACCUCAGAGUGGUCUGGUGUUCUCUGGUUUCUGUCAAUCUAUGGGAUCAAAAGAUAAAUCUCUGAUGAUUUCCCUUGAAUCCUGCACUGAAGUCAUUCAAUUGAAGGAUGAUGAUCCGAAGCUGGAGAAAAGCUGUGUAAAUGUGGUUGAUAGUGAACUCCAUGCAGUUGCCUGUAGAACUCGAAAGCUUCGAUCAUAUAAGAAAAGAAUCCAGGAUGCAUUUGCUUCAAAGAAGAGGUUAUCCAAGGAGUAUGAACAGUUAGCAAUAUGGUAUGGAGACUGUGAUAUUGAGCCUAGACAUGAUUUUUCGGAAACUUUAUUACCAUUAAGCACCAGAACGGAUAUGGAAUCAAACAAUGUGCAAGAGGAGCAUGAUUCAGAAAGUUUCCAUUCCCAGCUCCUGAAGAUGGAAAAUCAGUUGUCAUUUUUGGGAACUGUCCAAAUACAAAUGAAGGAAAAUGAAUUGAAUGAGUUAAAGCAUGCCUGCUUCUAUUAUUUUUCCUUUUCACAUCAUUCAUUGUAGUUCACUUUUGCAUUUUCAAAAAACUCUGGGGGUUUGAGGAUACAAGCGCGCUUGACCUUUUGGUUUCUACAUCACUUGUUUUAAAAUAAUUUUCAGUAGAUUUUGAAUGAAAAAUUAAAUUCCUAGUAAAUUAUUCUAGAAAAAAAAAAUUGGAGCCAAAAAGUGAAAAAGGGAAUUACAUGUUAUAAGAUAGAAAAACAUUUUGUUUUUAUCCUUAGGACACUUUUAAGAACCUAUAAGAACUGUUAAACAAUCUCAUCUUAUGUCCUCAAGAAAUAAGCUGUGCUUUAUUUAUAUC